AUGUCGUUCGUCCAAGUUUCCGAAACAAACGACGGUGAUAAAGAAGUGGUGGACUUGCCGUUGGAAAAAGAUGGCACCCUCUUGUUGUCCACUCUUCGUGCACAAUAUCCGGACGCUUGCGGCUUGAAGUACGUAGCUCCGGAUAAUGGCCGGACUCGAGCUCUACGGCUUGCCGAUGAUAAGCUACAUCCACCUACUGAAGAUGGGUGGGGCGACAUUGUAUACUUUUGUUCAUUCAACAAGGAUAAUGGACAGAAAAGGAAAUUGAACGAAGAAUUUGAAAGUGAUGUUGAGCGAGCAUCCAAGGAUCCCAAGUCUGAGGCAACAUCAACAGCUUGGAAGAAUCGUGAUUUACUUGUGCUCGGUUUACCAUGGAAAACGACUGAUGAGGACUUAGAAAGUUACUUUAGUAAAUACGGUGAACUGCGCAUGGCACAAAUUAAAAAGACAACUGAUGGUAGAUCAAGAGGUUUUGGAUUUAUACGAUUUAAAGAACAAGAAUCUCAAGUGCGGUCAAUGUUAGAUUCUCAUGUGAUAAAUGGAAGGCGGUGUGAGAUUAAAAUACCAAACAUUAAGGAUGCAUUUAUAAAUGAAGCGCCCAAGAAAAUAUUUGUGGGGCAACUGACUGAAAGUAUAACUCAAGAAGAUCUAGAAGACUAUUUUAAAAAAUUUGGAGAUAUUGUUGAAGUGUUUGUUCCUCGUCCAUUUAAAGGGAUUGCCUUUGUAUCAUUCACCAAACCAGAUGCUGCACUCACUGCUCUUGACCAGGAUCACACCAUCAAAGAUAUUCGUCUCAGUGUAUCUGUUGCUAUGCCUAAAGAUAAGGACCAAAGGUCACGUGGUGGACGCAGUAGUGGCGGCGGCGGCGGUGGUGGGGGCGGCGGCGGAAGUGGGGGAAAUCCAUAUGGUGGUCGUAUGAGAGGAAGUCGAGAUUCCUACAGUAGUCGUGAUCACUACUAUGAUAAUGGUGGUUGGGAUGAUUAUGACCGGGGCAGUAGUUAUUCAGAUCGUUAUAGAAAUAAUAGUCGUUAUGAUAGAAAACCAUAUGAUAGUGGCAGAUCUUACAAUUCUGGGCAGGUAUGGAGAAAAAAUGAAUAUUCUGAUUCAUCGUCUGUAUCCCAAUCUAAAGAUGUUAGUGGCCAGUUAGAUCCAAAUUUAGUAGCUGCAGUAGUAGAAAAGACAGUGAGGGGAGUAAUGGGAAAUAUGGGCAAAUAUGAAUAA
Messenger RNA from Macrosiphum euphorbiae (potato aphid), 1221 nucleotides. NCBI's taxonomy places the organism in Eukaryota, Metazoa, Arthropoda, Insecta, Hemiptera, Aphididae. The record is from the annotation of a GenBank genome assembly.